GGAAGGAACCAGGGAUACCAAACGUUUAUGUGCUACACGUACACACGGGUACGCCUUCGAGAUGAGAUUCAUUGUCCCAUUCCGUGCAGUGCUCUGUAUUCUGUGCCGGUUCUUUCUAUCACGAUGGCUUCUCCAAGCAAGAUGUCCAGUGCUGAUGGCAUUGAUGCUCGCCAUGGAAUAAUCAAAGAUGACCCAGACAGUUCCUGGUGUUCUCAAACAUGUCCAACUCCAAGCAAGAUACCCCGUGCUGAUGGCAUUGAUGCUGUCCAAGGAAUAUUCAAAGAUGACCCUGACAGUUCCUGGAGUUCUCCAACCAAGAUGCCCAGUCCUGAUGGCAUUGAUGCUCUCCAAAGAGUAAUCAAAGCUGACCCUGACAGUUCCUGGAGUUCUCCAAGCAAGAUACCCUGUCCUGAUGGCAUUGAUGCUCUCCAAAGAGUAAUCAAAGCUGACCCUGACAGUUCCUGGAGUUCUCCAAGCAAGAUGUCCCCUGCUGAUGAUCUCCAAUGCCAUAAAUGCAUAUUCCAAGGAGAUGACUCCAACAGUUCCCUGAGUGCUCCAAGCAAAAUGUCUGGUGAUGACUCUGACAUGUCUGACAGUUCCGGGAGUUCAUUUUCAGGAGACAGUGGUUCUGAAAAUGAACCUUCCAGUCACUCAAGUCAGAGUGAGAUCACUACAGAGAGCGACAUAGAGAGUGACGAUUCUGAUGUGGCGCCACUGCCAAGAAAGAAACGUCAGGCAAAUCUUCGGCCAAAAGGACGACAACUGCCCUUUCCUCGUGGACAGGGCCAUGUGAUCCGGCCACCAGCAGCAGCAGCCCAGCCAGCACAAACAAGGGCACCAGAUGGAACCGUUUGGUCCAACAAUCCAAGACCAACUGCCAAAAUGGCAAGGCCCAACAUAAUGACCCAGAAAGCUGGCCCCAGAAAUGUUGGUGGAGCAACCACGCCAUUGGAGAUUUUCGAAUUGUUUUUUCCAGCGGCCAUGUUGCAUGUCAUCUUGCAACACACUAAUGCCCAAGGAGUAAUGAAGAGAGGAAAGGAGUGGAGGAAUGUGGCAUUGAUGGAGCUGUAUGCCUUCUUGGGUCUCUUGUUGUACCUUGGACUGACAAACUUGGGGCACGAAAGAGUGCGCUCUUUCUGGGGCCAAGGAUUCUUCUGCAGACCACUGUGCUUAGCCACCAUGAGCAGUACACGAUUCCAGGACAUCCUGACCAUGCUCAGAUUUGACAACAAGGCGACUCGGGCCCAGAGAAAAUCCACAGACAAGUUUGCUCCAAUCAGAGAAAUCUUUGAGAUGUUCGCUCGGGCCUGUCGCCGACACUUCAGCCCCUCUGAAAGUGUGACCAUCGACGAACAGCUCAUUGCAUUUCGAGGACGGUGUUCCUUUCGGCAAUACAUGCCAAAAAAGCCAGCCAAAUAUGGACUGAAGUUUUGGACAUCAGUCGACAGCACAUCCCACUACCUUCACAACAUUCAGCCUUACACUGGAAAGCGAUCCAACCGGGUAGAAUGCCAUCUGGGGGCCCGAGUUGUCAAGGAACUUGCUGAGCCAUUGUUUGGGACAGGACGGAACAUCACUGCCAACACUUUUUUUGUCAGCAAUAACUUGGCUAACUACUUGUAUAAAAAGAACAUGACUCUUGUGGGAACAAUCAAAGGUAAUCGCAGUGAGGUUCCCUUGGAGAUGCGAAAGAGGAAUGUAUGGAAUCGGGCAACAAAAUCAUCGCAAUUUCUGUUCUCUGACACAUCGACUCUGGUUUCAUAUGUGCCCAAACCCAGGAAGAACAUCUUGCUCCUAUCAUCAAUGCAUCAUGAUACGGAAACACACCCCACUUCGAAGAAACCGGACAUCUUGACAUACUACAAUGCCACCAAGGCUGGCGUGCACACAUUUGAUCAGAUGUGCUCCGUCUACAACUGUGCCCGCAUCACCAGACGCUGGCCUAUGGCGGUAUUUUACCACCUUCUGAACUGUGCCGCAAUCAACAGCUUCAUCAUCUAUCUCCAAGUGAACCCCAAUCUUCAAGGUGAGCAAAAAACCCGCCACAACUUCAUCCACCAGCUUGUCAGGGCCUUGGUCAACCCACAGGUGACGAUGCGCCUGGCCCAGCCCCAACGACUGCCAAAGAAUGUGCUGAGAGCCAUGGAAGUGGCAGGAUUUGUUGUCCAGUACCCAACCGUGGCACCUGGCAGGCCCAACGAGUUACCCCCACAGAGAAGAUGUGCCUUCUGUCCCCAUGGCCGUAGGAGGAGAACAAGUCGUCUGUGCAGUGAAUGCAACAGCUUUUCUUGCCAAGUGCACAGUGUGAGCAGGACGACCACCAUCAUCACCUGUUUGCAAUGCAAGUCAGCACACUAGAGUGGCUGCAAAAAUCUGGUAACAGAAUGAACAACUCGGCCACAUCUGUACUUAUUCCGAGUAAAUACAGACAGUUCUAAGGAUACACAAAUUGUGGUACCACAACAAGAAAUGGCUCUUCGGCAUCUCUUUAAUGUUAUUGUUUUAGUACAUGUACAUGUAUGUUCUAUGCAUUUAACUAGAAGAGGGUCUACAUGUAUUUCCCAAGGCCUCAAACAGAACUGGACCCUCUUCUGGUUUAAUCAUGGCCCGAGGGGACAUUGGCUUGCACUGGUGACCAAAUUCAUUUUAUAACACGACUCAAACUAGAAAAACAUUCUUUCAGGGUUUUGACACUGUUUUAAUUAACCCAACCCUCCCAAAUCCUUUUCUGCAAAGUGGAGGAAAUUGGAGGAUUCAGGAUGUAUGGCAAAAGUGCAUGGCUGAUUUCGAAGGACGGCAUAUGUGAACGUCAUGGAUUAGACCUCAUGUUGUUUGUGCUUAGUCAAGCACAAAUUCAGCCUGAUAUUUCUUUUGAAUCAACUGCACAGCUCAAGAGUGCCAU
Acanthaster planci (crown-of-thorns starfish) is the source of this 2902-nucleotide messenger RNA. Its product is annotated as piggyBac transposable element-derived protein 4-like. NCBI's taxonomy places the organism in Eukaryota, Metazoa, Echinodermata, Asteroidea, Valvatida, Acanthasteridae. The record is from RefSeq and is a predicted model, not a curated record.